Messenger RNA from Capsella rubella, 1405 nucleotides. Its product is annotated as GDSL esterase/lipase At1g28580-like. The transcript has 5 exons. Lineage: Eukaryota; Viridiplantae; Streptophyta; Magnoliopsida; Brassicales; Brassicaceae. The coding region runs from base 73 to 1275 and encodes 400 amino acids. The record is from RefSeq and is a predicted model, not a curated record. Gene Ontology annotation, molecular function: hydrolase activity, acting on ester bonds.
AAGGAAAUGCACAUAUAUAUUAAGAAAUUAUUUAACUUUGAUUGUGUUUUCUGAUUAUGUAAGGAAAUCGCAAUGGCAUCUUCUGAUUAUCCUCUCUUGAUGAUGAAGCUCGUUAUCUUCAUCUUUUUGUCUACUUUUAUAAUUGUCACUAACGUGGUGAGCUCGGAAACUCAUUGCCGGGGAUUCAAAUCCAUCAUAAGUUUCGGAGAUUCGAUAGCCGACACUGGAAACUUGCUCGGCCUUUCAAAUCCUAACGAGCUUCCUCACGUGGCGUCUCCACCCUAUGGAGAGACCUUCUUCCACCAUCCCACCGGUCGUUUCUCAAACGGUCGCCUCAUCAUAGACUUCAUCGCUGAAUUCUUGGGUUUACCGCUUGUGCCUCCUUUUUAUGGAUCUCAAAAUGCAAACUUUGAGAAGGGUGUUAACUUCGCGGUAGGCGGAGCAACAGCACUGGAAACUUCCUUUCUUGAAAAGAGAGGAAUUCACUUUCCUCACACCAAUGUCAGUUUAGGAGUUCAGCUUAGUAGCUUCAAAGAGAGUUUGCCUAACUUAUGUGGCUCUCCUUCAGACUGCAGGGAUAUGUUAGAAAACGCUUUGAUUCUCAUGGGAGAAAUUGGAGGCAAUGACUAUAACUACGGCUUCUUCGCUGGCAAAAGCAUUGAAGAGAUCAAGGAGUUAAUGCCCUUGGUUAUCACUACUAUCUCUUCUGCUAUCACGGAGUUGAUCAGUAUGGGGGGAAGAACAUUUCUGGUGCCUGGAGAUUUCCCAAUUGGAUGCGCUGCAGUGUAUUUGACAUUAUAUCAAACAUCAAACAUGGAAGAGUAUGAUCCUUUGACAGGAUGUUUGACAUGGCUGAACAAGUUUGGAGAAACCCACGGCCAGCAGCUUCAAACAGAACUCAACAGACUCCAGAAGUUGUACCCUCAUGUCAACAUCAUAUACGCAGACUACUACAACGCACUGUUGCGCGUUUACCAAGAACCAGCCAAAUUCGGUUUCAUGAAUAGACCCUUGUCCGCUUGCUGCGGCCUAGGAGGACCUUACAACUAUACCUCAAUUACUCAAUGUGGGACUGAUGUAGUUGAAGGUUGUAGUGAUCCUUCAAAGUAUGUGGCUUGGGAUGGAGUUCAUAUGACCGAGGCUGCGUACAGAUUGAUAGCUGAGGGUAUACUAACAGGACCAUAUGCGGUUCCUCCUUUCGAUUGGUCUUGCCACAGCUUGGAAAUUAAGGACUAUGGAUCAUCUGACACAAAGAAUCAUUUGAUGAACAACUAAUAUAAGUUGGUCAAAAAUUGCAAAAAUUUGAGAGGAUGAUACUUGAUAAUGUCUUUUAGUGCUUCUGCUGAGUCCAAAAGUAGAUUUUAGUAAACCUCAUAUUAAUAAUGGUAAAUUUAAAUUAUAUCUC